GGAGCGCAUGAACUUGAAGGCGCCCAUCUACUUCUCAACGGGGCUGACGGAGAAGGCAAACCACUACUACAAGCUCUUCAUCACGUGGACGAAUCAGAAGAUCCGGAAAACCUUCGUCCAGCGGAACAUGUUUGAGUUCAAGCACAUCAAAGCUUUCGAGAGGACCUAUGUGGACAACCCUGGGCCCAUGGUUGUGUUUGCUACGCCAGGGAUGCUGCAUGCGGGCCAGUCACUCCAUAUCUUCAAGAAAUGGGCUGGCAACGAGAAAAACAUGGUCAUCAUGCCAGGGUAUUGUGUCCAAGGAACAGUGGGCCACAAAAUUUUGGGUGGACAGCGGAAGCUAGAAAUGGAAGGAAGACAAAUUCUGGAAGUCAAGAUGCAGGUGGAGUACAUGUCCUUCAGUGCACACGCCGACGCCAAGGGCAUCAUGCAGCUGAUCCGGCAAGCCGAACCCCGCAACGUCCUCCUGGUCCAUGGCGAGGCCAAGAAGAUGGAGUUUCUGAAGCAGAAAAUCGAGCAGGAAUUCC
Molecule: messenger RNA, 527 nt
Organism: Protobothrops mucrosquamatus (brown spotted pit viper)
Lineage: Eukaryota; Metazoa; Chordata; Lepidosauria; Squamata; Viperidae
Product: integrator complex subunit 11
Exons: 4
Biological process (GO): snRNA processing
Cellular component (GO): nucleus
Source: RefSeq, a predicted model, not a curated record